Messenger RNA from Durusdinium trenchii, 4317 nucleotides. The record is from the annotation of a GenBank genome assembly. Lineage: Eukaryota; Dinophyceae; Suessiales; Symbiodiniaceae.
AACUCCCAUGGCAGGCGCCAUCCUGCGGAAUAGUGCACUUGGUAGCUGGUCUAGCUCAGUAACAUGUUGCUUGACCAUUAUCCCAGCAGGAGGGUCCAUCUUCCCGAAGACACUGGCUCAAGAGGAUCCAACCAGCGCUGAUUUUCGAUCUUGCCAAAGGCAUGGCUUCUGCGAUCGGUGUUAUGGCCCGCAUGCUGUUUGCAGCUGCUUUUGUGGCCGCUUCCCCUGAUCCGUUGGCGCAAUGGCUGGAUAGCCUUAAGUUCUCUUUGGAAGAUGUCACGCAGGAGAAAGCUGGCAUCACAUUCAAGGUCUCGAAGCUGGUGUGUCAGAACCUGAAACUCACCGACAUCCAGUCAGCAGUUCAGGACGUCGGCUUAUCCAUCACGCUGCAGGGCGUGGGGAUCAGCUGCACUGGACACUUUGACUAUCACGGCUUGGCCAUCGUCAGUGGCUCUGGGGACCUUAGUGCUGUGGUGAAGGGCAGCCCAACUUCCACUGCUACCGUGGCAUUGAAAGGUAUGAACUUCAACAAGAACCUCCCUUGGUCUGUCGAGGCAGCCGCCUGCGAUGCCAACCUGGAUAUCGAUCUCAAGCUCCAAGGUUCCAUCGUCUAUGAUGUGAUCAACCUCUUCUCUAAGCCCAUCUCAGCUUUGAUUAAGCACCAGGCCAUCAGCCAGGCGUGUGGGCAGCUCAAGCAGAUGGCCGCCAAUGAGCUUUCCAAGAAGCUCUCAGACUUCAAUCGCCUCAUGCUGCCACCCUCUGAGCUGUUCGUGAACUCAGUGGCCACGAGCUUUGAGGAUGGGGACAGCUGGUUCCACACCAAAGUCCACAGCUUUGAUGAUCUCAUUGAUGCCAAGCACGACGUCGCAGAUCUGAAGCACGACGCGCCCGCGGGACAUUUGAGAGUUGCUGAGUACCGACGACUUCAGGCUGAAGAGAAGAGCGGCACUGUGGAUUGGAGCCAUGAUGCAUCCUUGAAGUGGAUCUCCUGGCUGGUGGACGAUGUCAUCGGUCCCGACCGCUUGGAUCAGGCGAUCCGUUGGGCAGUGAAGGGCAAUGAGACGAUCGUAAUCCCUGGACCAGAGACGCCCCUGAUGACAACCACCGUGAAGCAGCCUGACGCAGGCCUUGAGUUGAAGGUGACUGCCUUCUUGAAGUCUGCCAGCAUCGAAGGAGCUGAUGGCAUGUCUGCCUUCUCUCCUGUGGAAGCUGUGGGCUCCAACGACCUGCGUUUCAAGGUGAGUUGGGGCACUGCAGAGCGUCCCGCCUUCGGCUUCGGCGUGGAUGUGAAGCUCGAGGUUGAGGCUGUGGAUUUGUCCAGCGGCAAGUCGCAAGCAUCGAUGGAGCAGGAGAUGAGCCUGCACCUUGCGGUUCUCAAGCCUUCGCUGGAAGUGCUGGGAGAAGUUCAGGUUUUGGCCAGCGAGUGGCCCGGAACUCGGAGCCUUGCACAGCUCUUGGUGGCUCCCAAAGAGUGCCUGACAAGUGUGCUCAAGCAAACACCGGCCGUCAAAUCCUUGCAGAUGAAGUUCGAAAACUUGGCGGCUCCGCUGAGCUUCAUCACUCACACUCAGGGCGCGUUGGAGAAUGCCGUCGCAAACUUGUUGAACAAUGGCGUCGGGCUCUUCAACCAGGUCUACCAGCCACUCUUGCCUGGUGCGAUCCAACGGUUUGCCGCUUGCGACAAGACGGUGCAGUCUCUCAACAAGGCACUCCAGCAACAGAUGAAACCAGGCCGAUGUAUCGAUCCUGCGCUGGCAUCGCAGCAGGUGCGAAAUGUGUUCCCCGAGCACUACAGCAAUUGGCCGCCGAUCUUCGACAAUUUCAUGCGACAGUGGAUCGACAACUUUUUCGAUGGCUUCAUCGCUCACAAUACCUCCGUGCUUGAGGAUGGUCUUGGCAACAUGCCACAAUUGGAUGUGCCCUUGAAAGGCAAAGUGACGCUGCGUCAGCUCAUCGCGACGGGAUUGAACCAGGUCAGCGAACUUCGAGUGCUGCUGCCCUCCAGUGAGCAUCCCAGCUGGCUAGGGAACAAGGCGGUGGCCAAAUGUCCCACCGAGCAGGCACCAUACCACCCGACCUUUGCCGUGAAUGGCUCCCUCUUCGCCGGAGUCUUCGGUGGAGACGGCCUGGUGAGUUUGGAGAUGCCCUGUGGCACCAUGGAAGCGGAGCUGGACGUGGUCGUGGACUUUUGGCAACUCAUGGAUACGCAAAUCCCACCGAGUCUCACAUGCGCGUUGCUGUCACCCUUCUCCAAGAUGGACAUCAUGAAAGUCAAUGCCACCUGGGGCGGCAAUGGCCGUGUCCUGGUGCAGCCAAAGGACGGACCUGCACAGUACCCUGUGGAGCAGAUGUGCACCAUGCACCCAGAUGCGUGCAAGUACGGAGAUCAGAUGAGGGAAUGGGCCUCCACCACAGAAGGGGCCACCCGUUUGUAUCACAUGGCCCGUGACACUGUGAAGAAGCAAUGCACCAGCCCACAGCUUGCAGAGAAGGCCGAGGAGGACUCUGCUUUCUUCAAGGACCAGUUGGGCUACACCUACGUGACACCAGACAACCUCAUGCUCUGGUUGGGCAGUGCUUUGGUGAUCCUGGCCCUUGCAGCGACCUAUACCUUUGCUGCCACUUUGGGUCGGCUUAUGAGCACCGACACCUGUGAAUCGGCGGAUUUGAUGCCCAACACACCGUUGGCAACGAUUAGCUGGCAGGGAAAGAAUGCAUCGUAUUCGGUGGCGGCGUCUCCCAAACUCUGCACCAUCGCGACCAGCACAUUGAUGGCUGCUGGCCUGGUGGCUCGGGUUUUGGCAUGCUUUUGGUUGCCCUUUGCCGCCACUGGCGUCACCAUCGAGCAGAAGACAGGUGGCACCAUAUUCAAAAACGACACCCUCUUGCAGUAUACCUUCUUUGGCAUUGGGCAACAGUUCCUGCUGGGCGGAUCGCUCUACUGCCAGAUCUUGUGGUUCUUCAUGUCAAUGGUCGCGGCCUUCACUUGCCAUGCCAUCAUGCUGCUGGUUUGGCUCACCCCCUUCCUGGCCCCCUACCGCCGGAAGCUCCUCAUGGUUGCCUUGGUCUUGGGCCGCUUUGCUCUCUCGGAGGCGGAGACGACCGGCAACACUGCCAUGGUCCUGAGCAAUGAUGUAGCGUUGCCUUUGGGCAUGGUCCAGAAGUUGUACUUGGGCCUGGAGGCGGGUGCCUACACCUCCUGGGCCGCAACUGUUUUCACUGUCUUGGCCAACUUGCUGUUGCUGAAGAUCGAUGCGGGCCAUCAGCUGCUCCGAGGUGGAGGGAGGCCAGAUGCACCAUGCUCACCUAAAGAAUGGGCCGAAGGCAAAGCACCUCGCUAUGUGACGGCCGUGCAGGCGGUCAGCUGCGUGGCGAUGGUGGCUGGCAUUUGCGUUUGGUACUUUUGUGAUUUCAUGCACGCUGAAACUGGUGGCCUUGCGGGCGCGCUCAUCCCCCCAGCCAACUACAGCGGCAGCGGAUUGGGGAAGACGGACUUGAGCUUGCGCAUCCUCGUCAUCGUCACUGCUGGUCUUUGCCCAUUGAUGCACAUCUUGGCCUUCGCAGUGGGAUGCUCUGGAAAGUCUCCUACAGUGGCACAGGGUUUGGCUACGAUGGCCGCGUCCUUCUGCCUCUUGGACCUCUUUGCCAUUGGCUUCCUUGCAACCUUCCUUGAAGGAGUCAAUGGUUUUGCAAGCUCUGCCGUGCACGACUUUGCAAAGCCCAUGUGUGAGCUCGUCCAGGAAGCCUUGAAUCAGGACUGUUUGACCAUGACUGCCUCUGUCGUUCCAUUGGGCACCAUAGGCCUCCUAUUGGCCACUAGUGCUUGGAGUGCCCUGGUGGCGGUGCAGGUGAUGGGCUUUGGUCAGAAGCGCCGCGCAGGGGAAGUGGCGCCAGUGCAAGCCGAGCUUCGUGCCCAGCAGCCUCCAUCGUUCCAGGAAUGCCAGGACCAGUCGUGAUUGGUCGCACCGACGCCUAAUCUGGCCAAAGAUGGGUUGAAGCGUGUGCUUCCACUGCUUUAGCAGACAAGACGGAUAUAGGAUGAGCGCUUUUGAAAGCUCAACUUCUUGGCUCGAGCCUCAAGCCAGCAGUUCCUCUUUAACUCGACUAAUCGUUGAGAACCUGAGCAAAUAAGCUUUUACUGAUCGACUUUGCCAAUGUGACUGGUUUGUCCUUGUGAACUUGGAUUGUUAUAGUUUCAACAUGUUUCAACUGCAUUCCAACACCCACGUAGGCAGUGCGGUGCUUUCACAAUUUUUGGCUGAGUGCCGUAUGCAACAGAGUGACCAGACCAGAAUUGAUCCCCUUCAACAUCCUCCA